Messenger RNA from Sardina pilchardus (European sardine), 3099 nucleotides. RefSeq lists its product as uncharacterized. Lineage: Eukaryota; Metazoa; Chordata; Actinopteri; Clupeiformes; Clupeidae. The coding region runs from base 1 to 3099 and encodes 1032 amino acids. Gene Ontology annotation, molecular function: RNA-DNA hybrid ribonuclease activity; nucleic acid binding. The transcript has 3 exons. The record is from RefSeq and is a predicted model, not a curated record.
AUGAGCUCACGGUCUCAGAAAUCGACCUCCCCACCGCAGGCGAGACCCUGUCCUCAGGGUUGUGGUUUUUCCCUCCAUGAGAAGGACUACCACGAAGCCUGUCCGGUCUGCUUGGGAAUAGUCCAUGCCCGUAGAGCUUUGACGCAGCCUGAUGCGUGUGCGUUCUGCCGCCAGCUCAGACGUUCAACGCUCGAACGGCGUGUGAAAUUCGUCGAAAAGACCCUGGGACAAGCUGUUGUCCCGCAGGACCCUCUCCUCUCCCAGGCCGCUGAACACGACCCUGGAGACGGGUUGGAGCCCUCGUUCGGCGCUGCCGCGAGCUGGGCUGACCAAAUGGAGUCGCUUAGCGAGAUGGAGCUAGCUCACUCUCCGGUUCAGCAGCUCGAGUGCCUUGGGGUGGAAGACGACGGCAAUUCCGUCUUGGACUUGGGUUUGGACGAGCACGGCCUGUCCGAUGACGAGCAGUUGGAUAUGUCGGGCGCCCAGGGGUCUCCGGCUAACGACGGGAACGAAGUGGAUAACUCAUUUUUCGCUUUGUAUCGUCGCGCAGCUCGGAAGCUGGAUGUGGAGUGGCCUGCCCCCCUUCCAGCUCAGAGACCUACCAGGUUCGCUGGUUUCUUCCUGCCUCAGGCUCCGACAGUGGUGAGGCAUUGCCUCCCUCUCUUCCCGGAUUUCGUUACUGAGCUGACGUCUUCCUGGAACAAGCCACUGUCUACGCGCGCUUCAUUGCCAGGGUUUGCCCAGUUCCUGGAGCACGCAGAUGCCGACAAAGCGGGCCUCAUCACCCCCCCGCCAAUGGAACCCUCCUUGGCGGCCUAUUUGGCCCCGUCUCACAACCACGGGGUUGUGGGACCGACGUCUCUUCCCUCGAAGCACUGCCGUUUCUCUUACGCGCAGCUGGAGAAGAGCUACCGAGCCCAGGCGACGACGGCACGCGCUAUGUCAUCUAUAUCGCUGCUGCAGACGUACCAGGCUAUGUGCUUGGCCGAGCUGGCGGACAUGCUGCCUCCCGACCGUCAAGAGGGCCGCAUCGGCUUCGCCAGCGCCUCCGAGACAGCCGGUAGCCGUGACACCACGUCAGCCGACCUGGGCAAGACCUCCCGCUCCUGGUCCACAGAGGGACGCCGCGAGAGGGAGGAGGAAGCCAAAUUCGUCCUAACGAUGGCUCCGACUCAAACAGAGCUGUCGUUUUUGGGGGACAACGCAGCUUUGGGUGCCGACCAGAGCUCGCCACCGGCAGGUCGCCUUGCUCUUCAGAUGGCUCACUGGCGCGCAUGCGCAAUCUCGCCAUGGGUCGAAUCCACUCUCUCAUUGGGCUAUCGCCUACAAUUCCGACGCCGCCCCCCUCGAUUCAAAUCAGUCGUUCAGACAACGAUGACAGGGGAAGGAGUAGAAGUGAACUCGCUGCUUUCAAAAAAAGCGAUAUGUAUAGUCCCACACGCUCAAGCACAAUGUGGAUGGUACAGUCGUUAUUUUGUCAUUCCGAAACGCAGCGGAGGCUUGCGCCCAAUAUUAGAUCUCAGGUCACUGAACAAGCACUUGAGGGUGUACAAAUUUCGAAUGUUAACAGUACGCCAGCUGUUAAACUCGGUGAAGCCAGGCCAAUGGUUUACAUCGAUAGACCUGACCGACGCAUUUCAACACGUGUCUGUUCUCGCAGCUCACAGGAAAUUCCUCCGAUUUGCGUUUCAAGGCAUAUCUUACGAAUACCUAGUACUACCCUACGGGCUAGCCCUCUCACCCAGGGUUUUCACGAAGGUGCUAGAAUCAGCUCUCGCCCCACUGCGGGCCCGGGGCAUACAAAUUCUAGCCUAUCUGGACGAUAUGGCCAUAGUUUCUCAUUCAGAACAGUCAGUGGCCACUCAUACAGCCAUGGUGCUGUCACACCUUCAGACUUUGGGGUUUUCAGUGAAUUACGAGAAGAGUUCCCUGACCCCUCGCCAGAAAAUAGAAUUCCUAGGUCUCGAGAUAUGCUCACUGUCGGGCCGGGCUUUUCUAGCUGUUCACAGAAGGAAGGCCUUCCGCGAAUGUUUGGCUCAGUUUCGAUUGGGACACAAACUUCGUUUUCAAAUGUUUCUCAGGCUUUUGGGUUUAAUGGCCUCAAUGAUAGCAGUCAUCCCCCUGGGUUUAUUGCACAUGAGAGCGUUUCAGCGGUGGGUGUUGUCUCACCGUCUGAAUACGUCUCGUCAUCUCAACAAGAGAUUGACUGUGGAUGCGUUGUGUCAGACGGCACUAGCUCCGUGGACACAGCGGCAAUUAUUACACCAGGGGGCGCCAAUCGGCAGAAUUUUAUUUCGCAAGGUGAUCACCACAGACGCUUCCCUCAGAGGAUGGGGAGCUAUAUGCGAAGACAGGACGGUGAGGGGGGAGUGGUCUCUGAGUCAGAGCAGCCUCCACAUAAAUCACCUGGAGCUGUUGACAGUGUUUUUGGCCCUCAAACAUUUCCUCCCGGCCCUGCAGGGCCAUCAUGUUUUGGUCAGGACAGACAACUCAACUGUGGUGUCCUACAUAAACAGACAGGGAGGGACACAUUCACUCCCACUGCUGAAGCUCUCCCGGUCGCUUCUCCUGUGGAGCCAAGAGCACCUGCAGUCAGUCAGAGCGACCCACGUCCCGGGUUCUCUCAACCAAGGGGCGGAUCUUCUGUCCAGAGGUGGCCCUCUUGUGAGAGAGUGGCGGCUACACCCCAAAGUAGUGUCACAAAUUUGGGAUCGGUUUGGCAGGGCCGACGUCGAUCUCUUCGCAUCCAAAGAAAACACGCAUUGUCCCCUGUUCUUCUCGAUGCGAGACUCCAGCGCCCCCCUCGGGGUGGACGCGCUGGCACACAGUUGGCCGACCGGCCUCUUGUACGCGUUUCCCCCAGUCGAGUUAAUUAUGCCCACCUUGGAGAGGGUGCGUCAAGACAAGCUGUCUCUGAUCCUGGUGGCCCCCUAUUGGCCAGCGAAGCCAUGGCAUGCAGAGAUAAUCAGCCUCCUGGCAGAGGAGCCGUGGCCUCUCCCGCUCCGCCGAGACCUCCUAUCACAGGCAGGGGGGGAGAUUCUCCAUCCCCGUCCGGAGCUGUGGCGCCUACAGGCCUACCGGCUGAACGGUCUGGUUUAG